Messenger RNA from Phlebotomus argentipes, 674 nucleotides. It is a transcript of the gene Dhfr, whose product is annotated as dihydrofolate reductase. Lineage: Eukaryota; Metazoa; Arthropoda; Insecta; Diptera; Psychodidae. Gene Ontology annotation, cellular component: mitochondrion. Gene Ontology annotation, molecular function: NADP binding; dihydrofolate reductase activity. Bases 81 to 644 code for a protein of 187 amino acids. The record is from RefSeq and is a predicted model, not a curated record. Gene Ontology annotation, biological process: tetrahydrofolate biosynthetic process; dihydrofolate metabolic process; folic acid metabolic process. The transcript has a single exon.
CCGGACUUUUCCAUAUGGAACAGCAAUUCGUCAAGUUAUAAAGCAAUUUUUGUGAAUUGUCCCUGAUUAGAGAAGUCGCGAUGUCCAAUAUCAAGUUAAAUUUGUGUGUGGCAGCCUGUGAGAAUCUCGGCAUCGGUCUGAACGGCAAUCUUCCGUGGCAUUUGAAGCAAGAAUUGAAGCAUUUUAACCGUGUUACCACCAAGGUCUCUGAUCCAGAUAAGAAGAAUGCCGCUAUUAUGGGCAGGAAGACUUACUUUGGCAUACCGGAGAAGAAGAGACCCCUUCCAGGACGUCUGAAUAUAGUCCUGUCGCGUCAGGAAGGCCUCCAGCUGCCGUCCGACGUAAUAAUUUGCAGCAGUUUGCCGGAGGCCCUGAAACUCCUAGGCAAGGAACAAUAUCGCCAGGAAAUUGAGAAUGUCUGGAUUGUUGGAGGUUACUCAGUCUACAAGGAGGCCAUGGAGUCUGAAAACUGCCACAGGAUUUAUUUUACAGACGUGAAGAAGAAGUUUGAGUGCGACGCUUUCUUCCCAGUCAUUCCGGAAGGCUUUAAAAUCGUGCCAAAUGACGAGGAUAUUCCAUCGGAAGUGCAGGAGGAGAAUGGCAUCCAAUAUCAAUAUCUAUUGUACGAAAAAACCCAGAAGUAAUCUGAAGUUAAAGGCUUGCUUUCAUUAAAA